Molecule: messenger RNA, 648 nt
Organism: Aspergillus aculeatinus CBS 121060
Lineage: Eukaryota; Fungi; Ascomycota; Eurotiomycetes; Eurotiales; Aspergillaceae
Product: carbonic anhydrase
Exons: 2
Molecular function (GO): zinc ion binding; carbonate dehydratase activity
Source: RefSeq, a predicted model, not a curated record
CAGACGAACGCGGCCUGUGACCUGGGCAAACAGCAGUCUCCCAUCGCGAUCGACUCGAAGACCGUCACCCUGAUUGAUCCCAGUGCGGUGUCUCUGGACAUCCGCGACGCCGACCAUGUCGAGGUCGAGAACCUAAGAUACACGCUCGAAGUCGUGCUCCCCAAUAGCGCUCUGACGGCCCAGGGCAAGCAAUGUACGCUGGCGCAGUUCCACUUCCAGACCCCUUCCCAGCACCGCCUCGACGAGGUGCACUUCGUGUUCACGGACGCGACCAACAGGAUCGCCGUCGUCGGCCUCGUCUUCCAGCUCUCCGAAACCAGAGACUGCAAUUCACUCUUCAGCUGCGUGUUCGCCGACGUCGAGGCGAUCAGUGAGCCCGGGUCCGCGACGGAGAUCGAGUCCCUGGACUUCUCCGACCUGACGCAACAUCUCCAGGGCCACAAUGUCUACACCUACGGGGGCUCGCUGACCACCCCGCCCUGCAGCGAAGGAGUGUCGUGCUUUGUCAGCGCAGAGCCCUUGUCCUUGGAGGUCCAGCAUUACAACCACGUCAAGCGCUUGAUCCGCUUCAACUCGCGCUAUACCCAGAAUGUGCCCGGAGAUGAGAAUUUGUCAGAAAUGGCUGCCAGGGAGUUGAACUGGCCGUGA